GUCCACGAUAAGGAACGUUCGGCAAGACUUGUCCAGAUAAAAAUCGAUUAGAUGUCCGACUCAUCUUGUCGAUUUGAUGGAGCACUCUGCUGUGUCGGGGCAGAACUGCCAAAUAAGCGGACGUUCUUAUGUACAGGUUCUGUUCGGGGGAUGCAUUGAUGCCUGACCAGAUCCAAACCCCGGUUACAUUCGGAACUAACAUGUUGGCAGGCUGGAGGAAGCACGUUAAGAAUCUCUGUGAUUAAACGCUGCCUUUUUUGCCUUGGACCCUGAGAUUCCCAUGUCCCCUCGUCUGUUAUCCUCAGAUUUUUAUCUCCUCGACCUGUUUAGCGACACCUCCCUCAAUUAUGCCUGCUGAGAGAUCUCGGAACUCGAAACGUUGCGAUGUAGAUGGCGCUCAACUGACUUGGACCACACCUGUCGAACCUGUGACCCACAGCAUCGCAUUCGCUCCAACUCUGACGCCUGUGACGUUCAACGAUCCCCCUCAGUCACUCGACGACUCGCAGCUACCUGCUCUCUUCCCAAGUCCUUCUUCAGAGUGUCCGUCUCGUCGCUCUGGACAUGGCAAGAAGAGACCUGAGAAUCACAUCCCCCGCCCUCCAAAUGCCUUCAUCCUCUUCCGUUCUUCAUUCAUAAAGAGCCAACACGUGUCUACCGAAGUCGAGACCAACCACAGCACGCUGUCGAAGAUCAUCGGUCUCACCUGGCAAAACAUGCCUCACGAAGAGAGGCAGAUUUGGCAUGCAAAGGCAAAAGCCGCUCUUGAGGAGCACAGGCGCAAAUGGCCCCAGUACGCAUUCCGUCCUUCUCAAACGAAAGGAAAGGGAGGGACCGAAAAGCGGAAGGUUCGAGAAGUCGAACCGAAAGACGUAAAACGGUGCGCGAAAAUUGCAGAGUUACUCGUCGAGGGAAAGAAGGGCCAAGAGUUGGAUGCUGCGAUACAAGAGUUCGAUCGCCAUCAUGUGCCAGAAAUUGUGACUCGAUUUGAAGUACCCAUCACGGCUCGUAUGUAUCGGCGGUCUUCUUCAGCACCGGUGGUCGAUCCGCAAUCGAAGCAGCCAUUCCUCUCCUCAUCGUCGUCGUCGUCGUCGUCAUCAUCCUCUCGUCGAUUACGUGCUUGGAGCACUCAGCCAGCUCUCUACCCUGCACCAUCUAACUCCAAGGUCGAGGAGCCUCUAGCGGCGCCUACCUUCUCUGACGAAGCCUUCUAUCAGGCGUCGUUCUCACCCUCUUUUGUUCCCUCGCCCGCCUACUCAUUCCCUGAAAAACCACAACCCUCGUUUGAAUUCGACCCGUACUUGUUUGACGUUGCUUUUGGUGACUCGAUAUGUUCUGGGACACUGCAGCAAGAGAACUUUCCCUGCACCCCCAAGCGUAAUAGGGUACCAAGUCCUACUCUAUCUAUCGACACUACAUUCACAGACGAGUGGUCUCCACGUUCGUCUCCAUUCUCAAGUAUGCCUGCAACGCCACGGAGCCGUUCACUGCACAGUCCAUGUUACGAUCAGGUAGCCAUGGAUUCAAGCGAUCCGUUCGAUCUCAAUGCAUUUAACAUCGAUGCUUUCGCGGGUCCAUACGAUAUUCAACAUCAUCAGUCGCAUGGUUAUGCAAACGACGCAGGCAUAUUUGGCCACCCGCUGGCUUCAGAUGGGUCGAUGUUCAAUCAGGUGAACGAUGCUCCGUAUUCGAAACACCAGUUUGCGCCAUUCGAGCCGGCCAAGACGGAGUUAGCCAAUGUAGAUUUGGAUUUCACGGCAUUCAUGUCAUCGCUCCCUGCCUUUUGAUUCCGCCUCAGACGCUUGCUUCUUCCUAUCCCCACGACUGACAUCCCACUCAUCUAUCGAUGUACUAUUGUAUUGCUAUAACGGAGGCCUCCAGUCUGUAACAUACCUGUCUUUCCUUUCUCGCAACACUCGUGAGUCAACAUUCGUACUCACUCUUUCUCUUUAUCUUGUAAAUAGUUCAUACCUGUAAGAGAAUAGCAUCGCACCGUUUCAGUGAAACGGCUUGAUUUUCCCAGCUUAUAUCCGCAACAAGUUUAGUUGCUCGCUGGCUCGGCUCAUCAGCUGACAAAAUCGCUGGAUAUGUACAUACCUGAUAUUCUCAUGGCUAAUGCGGAAGUCGUGGAAUGGAAGAAAUGGGGGUAUUAUCCCACGUGCGAAAUAAUAUCAUCAAUCAUGAGAGUUCAAUUUCCAAGUUCCGAUGCGGCAGACGGGAGUGAAUAUCACCGGACUAUUCCCUGGUGGUGAGAGGUUUCCCGACGGUUGCACCGUGCCUGGAGAUGCCACUCGCCGUUGAGCAGAUGAAAUGCGUUGCAAGACAUUUCAAACGUGCUAGCGAUGUGUCGAUGAGUCAAAUUGCUCUUGCUUGCUGACUCGGAGGACGGAGAUGCGACUUAUACCAAAUCGAUGAUAAGGCUGGCAAAACUAGGUUUGCGGUGAUAAUAAAAUUGUCGCCGCAACACCGGCCGGAGAACGUCGAAGCCAUGACCAAAGAAUACGUUUUGUGGAUCAUGAUGAAGGCUUUCGCCUACCAAAGAUAUUCGUAAGUAGGCCACCCACGAGGCUUCCGCAUGAACGAUGAGCGAGCGAAGCUCCAUUACCCCAGCCUCGAGGCGCGCGUGAAGAGGGCAGAAUUGGCGGAAAUGAGGCUCGAAUAAAAACAAUGAGACGGGGAUGAGGAUUUGUGGCGCCUACCUGAAAGGUCGGUGCAUAUGGGCCUGGAAGAUACACCGAAUGCACCAUCAUGCUUAUCGGACUUCAGAGUAUCAAAGUUCAAGAUCAGAUAUUAGUGUUGCGCGCACUAUGGAUAAGAUUUGGAGAGGGAAGCCAUGGGCCUUGUAACGUCUAGAAGUAACGAGAUCCAUAGCCGACGAAAUGGAAAGUGCUUGUGCCUUUGGCGAAUGCGCUUGUAUUCUCGCUGGCCCUGACAACCGAGGAAUUUCCUUGUACUUGCUUGCGCGCAGAAUUUCACAAAACUCUCAUCUUUUUUUCUGCUAACGUCCAAAAUAAUAUGAACGCCGACUGACAUAUCGAAAACUUGGAACUUGGAGACGUGCAACCAUCAUAUUUGAUGGCUUAGGAAAGAUA
Messenger RNA from Serpula lacrymans var. lacrymans S7.9, 3092 nucleotides. RefSeq lists its product as uncharacterized. Gene Ontology annotation, molecular function: RNA polymerase II cis-regulatory region sequence-specific DNA binding; DNA-binding transcription factor activity, RNA polymerase II-specific. The coding region runs from base 348 to 1787 and encodes 479 amino acids. Gene Ontology annotation, biological process: regulation of transcription by RNA polymerase II. The record is from RefSeq and is a predicted model, not a curated record. Gene Ontology annotation, cellular component: nucleus. The transcript has 4 exons. Lineage: Eukaryota; Fungi; Basidiomycota; Agaricomycetes; Boletales; Serpulaceae.